AACGUACCAGAUGAGUACAUGCAUUGUUUUAAUGAAAUGGACGAGAUGCCAGUGUCUGAUCCCAUAGAACUUGAAGCGGUCCAAAAUGAAUUAUGCACCACUGUCAGUUUGGAUUGGCGCUAUUGGAACCCGACGUUAAGAAACUUAUGGAUUUAUAAGUAG
Mucor mucedo is the source of this 162-nucleotide messenger RNA. RefSeq lists its product as uncharacterized. NCBI's taxonomy places the organism in Eukaryota, Fungi, Mucoromycota, Mucoromycetes, Mucorales, Mucoraceae. The record is from RefSeq and is a predicted model, not a curated record. The transcript has a single exon. The annotation marks the transcript as partial.